UGUAACAGGGGCGCGUGUGUGGAACGUGAAGGCACCGAAACGAGUCGCGCGCUCAGAUCUCUGCGCAUGUCUGUUUGGUGUCUCUGAAUUUGAACCUUUGCUGUCUUCGGAACUUCUGCACGUGCGCUGGUCUCGUAUCAUGGCCGGUUAUCCUGCCACCAUGGCGGACAUGGCGCCUGCUGUCCCGCACGGAUGCGGUAUGACGCACGCAUUGGUGGUCAUACCGCAUGCUCUCCCGCUGUUCUACACACCGCACUUAUGCCCGCCGCCGCCGCAGAAAAAAGACAGAAUGGUUGAUCUGCAGAGGUCGGUGCUGAACCUGGUGGAUUCUCAUGAUCAUCUGGCUUUGACAGACCCGGAGCUGCUGCACUGGUACCUGUCUCUGUGUUUGAAGGACCGGAAGAUCAUUCAGGAUCAAGGAGGUCUCCGUAACUUCCUGCGCAGACACCCUGGCCUGUAUCUCUUCCAGGACUCACUUUUUGUGAAGUAUAAGUGUGAAAAACCCAGCAGUGCUGUAACAUCCAGCCCAAACAGCAGGACCGUUGGGAGGAGGGCGUCCUGUGAGUGUGUGGAUGGAGCCCCGUGUGUUUUUGGCCUCUGCUGCACCAUGUUUCCUCAGCACAGCUGGAGACUGUUCUACUCGUCUGCAGAGGGAAGCAGGAAUGUCACCACGCCUGAGGAUCCUGCUGCACCCAUCCUGCACACUCUGCACCAGCUGGACUCUGACUACAACCACAUGAAGCAGCAGAUGCUGGCAGCAGUUCCUCUGGAGUUCUCCGUGCCAUCAGCAUAUUGUGUACCUGUGCAGGGGAUCAGUGACGGACUGCCUCCAGCCUCCUCCUGGUCUCCUGAGGACCCACAGAUGCUCAUGGGAGCAGCAGAAGCUCAAUGUGAAGAAGACUACAGCAGCCAGCUCAAUGAGAGAACUGUGGAGACCUCGCACCUCGGGGGGAGAGCUGAUGCUCCCCAGUCCAGAGGGUUCAGGCCCGACGAGGUGCAGACAGUGGUCUGCGAUGACGGCAUUGAGUUGUGGUAUGAUGCUGAAGACGAGCUGCAGCUUCCAGGAGCUCCAUCAGAGCCGGCUGGCAGUGCAGGGACCCCUCCGCUCCAGGGGUGUGGUUCUGGUCAUGCUGACUCAAACACAGGAUCCACUGGUGGCAAAAGCUCGGUGCAGUUUGUGUCCAACCAAUCCAAGGAGGCCAUCCAGCUUCUGGCCCCGCCCACCACCUCCUCCUCCAGGAGCGGGGCCGAUGUGUUCAUGUCCCUCGAUGCCAAACAGACCUUUGUGUCGCACACUUGGGGAACCAUGGGCAGUGUCUGUACACUGACGGCGCAGCUGCAGAGGCUCCACCCCAACGCCAGCAGAGCCUCCAUCAUGGCUGCUCUAACAGUGCUGAGGGCCAGGCAGAAAGGGCCGCUCCUCAGCCUCCCGCUGGAAUCCAUCCGGGCCAUGACCUCCGACCUGCUGAGCAGGCAGAGCUCAGAUUGAGAUGGCACAAAGCUCAUGUUUUUGUUGUUCACUUUGAGUUUGACAAUAGAAGAGAAGCGUUCAGCCUGUUUGUGAAGCUGUUCUUUCACAUUAAAACUUUAUUUACAAAGA
Molecule: messenger RNA, 1600 nt
Organism: Oryzias melastigma (Indian medaka)
Lineage: Eukaryota; Metazoa; Chordata; Actinopteri; Beloniformes; Adrianichthyidae
Gene: rbm44
Product: RNA binding motif protein 44
Exons: 12
Coding region: 140-1489 (449 amino acids)
Source: RefSeq, a predicted model, not a curated record